AUGCUACUAGAUUGUAAGGCUCGUAAAGAUGUGAAAGAGGCUCUUCACCGGCGCCUAUUCAAAAACAAUCAAAUAGAAGCUCUUGUACCGGACAAAAGGGGGAAAAAACUUACUAUCAAGGAAAGAGCUCAAUAUUGUGCAAAAACUGAAGAUGUGUGGGAUAUUUGGUUACAUGCUUUAGACUUAGCUGUUCCAAAAAAUAAUACAGAUGAGGCGAUUGUGGCGGCCAGUUCCUGUUUAUCGCAAUUUUGUAAAGAAUUAGUAGAAGCUGGAGUUGAUCCUGAGCAAAUUAAUACAUAUGCCAAAUUACCAAAUAUUAAUCGAGCUUCUAACAAAAUUCAGAAGAGAAAACUUGAACUGGGAUUAAUCAGUCGACCUAAAAUGCCUAAACACUUCUCUUUAGAAGAGGGGCUUAGAAGACUUCAGAAUAUCCGUACCACUGAGACCCCCACUCUAUAA
Messenger RNA from Acaulospora colombiana, 459 nucleotides. Lineage: Eukaryota; Fungi; Glomeromycota; Glomeromycetes; Diversisporales; Acaulosporaceae. The record is from the annotation of a GenBank genome assembly.